CGGGUCUUGUUUUUAUACCCGAAACGAGACCCUUUCUGUGUGACGUGCAGUUGUGAUGGUGAAGCUGCGAGUGGCAAUCCGGAAGAUUGCGGAUUAUAUACGCCAUGAUUUGAAGGAGAUUGCUCUUCCUUCCUCUCUUCCGGAUCCACCAUCGUACAUGGCACAUCAGGGAAGACGAUUAACGCCUGCGGAGCGGAUGCAGGUGGUUCGAGAAGCGUGGGUGCUGUACAAGGCAAGUUGGAGGCACACCUUAUGGGGACAGGAACUAGAGGUGAACGAAUCCGGAAAGAAGAAAAAGGAGGACGAGCCCACGCUGGCUGAGGAGUUGUGCGCUUUGAGUGCAUUUGCACCAGCCACCAGCAUGUGGAGUCGGGAGUUGCCUGCUUCUUUCUGCAUCUGGCAUAUUUAUCUUAAAUGAUAGUGGGUGGAGGAGAUCAAUCAACAACCCAGGCCUCUGCUCUGCUGUGGCAGGUGUGAUGCGGGUGUGCACUUUGUUCAGGGCAUUCAGUAUUUUAUAUUGUUGCCCAGGAGGAGGCUGCUGCCUGUGUCCCGACAUUGGGAUUGAGGCUCUUGUCGAUUUCCCGGGCCGCCGCCUCCUUGUGCAAGACUAAGUCUCUGCUGUUAUCCCUCUGCGUGAUUGCAGAAGAUAGAUGAUGGCUUCGUCUGUGCACGCAGAGCACGCUGGCAUCUUGUGGCCGUCAUGUGGUCCACGCCAGCUUGACUACUUGCCAUGUCAGCGUGACCAUUUGCCAGGUCAGCGUGACAAUGUCACUCGUCCGCAUUGCGAGUAUCGGAUGCCAGUGGUAAUUCGAGGGCAUGCCAGGUUGAUUGCCUCCGCUGCCGAUGAUUGCCAGUGCCCAUGCAGCAGAAGAAGAAAGGCUAGACUUGGCGUGCUUCUGUCUCCAUCUGACACGCCGCCACGUGUAUCAAUUCCAACGAGAACUGUGGCUCCGAUGACAUGUACCUCCCUGAAAUGGCAGCAGACCUGUGUCACCAAGUCUCGUUUCCUAAAAUGGCAACUCAAGGACGGCUUUGAACGCUUUCUGCCUCGCGGCAACGACAGCAGCGCAUUUCAAGCCGGCGGUCUUGCGACGAGCAAUAGUGGUUGCGGGCGGCUCCUCUGGUCAUUGUGCUGGAUGAAGAAGAGCGGGUGGAGGAGGAGGGGGAGGAGAUGUUCUCCGCUCAUCACCGGGCCUCCAUCUCUUGUCAAAAGUAGCUCUUUUCAUACUACCAGUAGUCGUACAGGGCAUAGAAGAGUGAUGGUGGCACACGAUCAUGGUGAUGACGAUGGGGYUGAUGCUGGUGUUAUUUAUGGGCCCGUGCGUGCCAGGUCUUGCGUCCCAGCAGCAGCAGCAGCCGCURGGCCUGCCGGUAUUUUCUCCUCAUCUGCGAGAUACGUCUCCCUGGCUGCUCCUGCUGCCAGCUCAGUAGCAGCAGCGACAGCAGGAGAAGGAGCGGCAGAAGUAGCUCGAGAAGUAGCAGGCGUAGUAGCAGGAGAAGGAGCAACAUUGCGAACAUCAAUGGUAGGGCAUCUGGGUGGAGAAGAUGAGGAAGAGACGUCGGAGUCUGUAUCCCGAGGGAGCAUGCGUGAGUUGCAAAUCGAAGCUUCGCGGAAGAUUCGUGAUUUGGCACGCCGGAGUAAUCUGUCGGAGGCUCUUAAGGUUAUGGCCAAACUGCAGAAAGAAGGGGUUCAGCCGGACACCAUAGCCGUGUCGUCGCUAAUCGCAGUGUGCGUGAAGACUGGCAACAUGUCAAGAGCGCAGAGCAUUUUCGAUACCGCGUUCAGUAGGAAGAGAGGAGGGAAGAAGGAUGCCGAGGAGGGGGAGGAGGAAAAGGUGGUGGAAGAGGAGGAGGAGAAGGAGGAGGUGGGGGUGUUGAGGCCUGAUGCUGUGGUGUUUGGCAUAUUGGUAAGGGGUUAUGGUGCAAGCAAAACCCCGCAGUGGGGCAAGAUCUCGCAAUUACUUGCUUCGAUGGAAAGGGACUAUGCAUUGAAACCCUCUACGUCAGUGAUUAAUGAAUUGCUGCAAAUCUGUGCCCAACAGAACGACACGGAGCGUGGGAUAGAGCUGAUUGACAAAAUGAGAAAGGCAGAUUUGAUACCGGAUUAUCUCACAUGGGAGGCUGUGAAGAAGCGCAAGCUUCUACGGAGUCACUUUCGCAAAGUUUUUGGUGGUUUGUUGUGAUGGCGAUGGUGAUGAUGAUUAUGACGUGCUGCUUUGUUCUUCCUCUCUGUAGUCUCUCCUCUCUCUGUGUCCUUUCCUUUCUGUUCCUCUACUGUCUCUACUCCCUCUUCUGGGCUGCGCUGCAUUCCUGCCCCCCUUCCCUCCCCCCUCCCUGCUCCCCUUUCUCUCCCACUCAGCCCGACUCCUUGAUGCCAAGUUGCCUUUCUUGCCCCACGUAUACGCCCGGCUUCGUUGGCAUCCCACCACGGCCUUUUGAUGUCUUGGCCGGAAGGGCAGAAGAGAAAGGAAGAGUUUCCUUCUUCUGGUCCUUUCUUGCCGCUCGUUCGUAAAGGGGCAAAAAACCCAACCAAGGCAUUGUCUUCCUGCUCCUUCCUCUUCCACGCUACCUACCCCUUUCCCUGUCUGUCUCUCUCCCCCCGUCCACCUCCAGAGUUCUGUUUUUAAUUUGUACAUAACAUCGUCCUCUCUUUUAAUUUGUACAUAACAUAGUCCUCUCUUUUAGUUUAUACGUAACAUUAUCCUCUCCCUCGCCUGCAUUCUGCUGCGCGUGAAAUUUGAGGGUCGAACUAAUCAAUGCAAUGUUUCAUC
Molecule: messenger RNA, 2771 nt
Organism: Chara braunii
Lineage: Eukaryota; Viridiplantae; Streptophyta; Charophyceae; Charales; Characeae
Source: the annotation of a GenBank genome assembly